AAAAUGCAUAGCUCAACCACCUCAGCCCUCCUCGUUACAUCUCUCAUAUCCGUCGCGUCUGCAUUCGUCCCCAUGCAGAUCGCGCCUCUCCCUACAGCUCUAGACAGCAGCAUUUGGAAACCCUUUACGACCAUCCCAGCCGAGCCUGCUCCUACAGCAGGCUCGCCAUCUUCCGCACCCACACCCGCACCAACACAAGGCCCGGAAGAGAUUAUGCACAUUCUCCCCGUCCUAGAUCCGAACAUGGUCCCCGACCUAAAGAAGCGACAAGGCGUGAGUCAGGCCAUUGCCCCAACUGCCAUCACGCAGGUCUCUCCUAUCACCACGUAUCAAAUAAACCUUAUCAGAAGCGGUGUCAAUUCACAGCUCAAUAUCGUUUACACGCAGACUUUCAAUCCUAUCCCAGAUCAGUGGCCCAGUCCUACCGAGGCUGGAACGAUUGGCUUGGGCACAAUUCAGGGUGAAAUCGGCGUGGUCAAGACCAAGCGAAGUUUGCCAACACAAGCCCUAUUAGGUAAUUCGGCCGACUCGACCCCUACGGAGAAUGCACCCGUGAGCUCGAGCAUUCCUUUGUUAGACAAGCUGCGAAAGGCUGGCCAAGAGAUUGAAGAAGAGAUCGAAGAACUACUCAAUAAAAUGAAGAUACCCGGAACUCACAAGGAGGAAGACCUGAGUGUGCCCUUAGGAAAGGAAGUCAGGCUUCCCAACACAGGCUCUUCCGAUGUCAAGGAGCCAUUCAACUUUGCAGAAUCGGAGGAGGAUGAUGAUGAUGCGACGCCUUUGCUCCCUGAAUUACGCGUCCACGAGAGUGACGCCCGCAUUCUCAAAGCCGGGUCUCUCGCUGUCCUUGCUAUCACAAUUGGCACUCUAUGUGCAAACUGCCUAUGA
This is a messenger RNA of Exophiala aquamarina CBS 119918, 888 nucleotides long. RefSeq lists its product as uncharacterized. Lineage: Eukaryota; Fungi; Ascomycota; Eurotiomycetes; Chaetothyriales; Herpotrichiellaceae. Gene Ontology annotation, biological process: fungal-type cell wall organization. The coding region runs from base 4 to 888 and encodes 294 amino acids. The transcript has a single exon. The record is from RefSeq and is a predicted model, not a curated record.